CCGUUCCCCACGCACCACCCCACCCAGACCCCUCCGUCCCUCCCUCUACGCUUUAGGGAAUGAAUGAAUGAUGCCCAUCCAUCCUCUCGAUCGAUCGCCGCGGUCAGGAAUGGGGAUGGGAUCGACAAAAGACUAAUUAACUAAAAUCAUCAAGAAAGAGGUGAAGGGGGAGGGGGCCUGAGCCUGGGGCCUGAGGCCUGGGGCCUGAGUCGAGAACUUUGUGAGAGAGAGAUCACGCCAUACGGAUAAUAAUAAUAAUGAUAAUAUAUGUAAAUAUGUCGUCGAUUGGGGGGUCAUGUGCCGCUCGCCCCCCGCCCUCGCCACGACGAUCAAUUGCGACGAUCAUUACGACUCCGUGUUUCAGCGUCUGGCAAUCUCACGUCAUUUCGCAUAUCUCCUCAUCAUUUCCACGAUUAACCGUCCGUGGAUUGGCGAGGGAGCCGAGUACAAGCAAGCCAUAGCUGUUGGGGCUCAUUCCUUCCUUCCCGACAAUCAGCAUCGGUCACGGUGUACACAGCACAAGCAAGAAGAGAGUCUAAAGUGGGUAAAUCUGAAUUCGAAGCCUUGUCAACUUCCCAACCUGAACUAUCUACCAAUAAUCCAGAUAUCCUUCCUUCAGAUACGAGUCUGGCUCUUCCCAGCCAACCAUCUUUUACCAGCAAUCCCCCUACACCCCUUCCAAGACCCUCGUGUGGUAGAGCAAGCAGCAGCAGCAAGAUGCACCAGACUUUCCCAACAACAAACUCCACCGACUCGACAAAGAAAAUGUGCCCAUAUGCUAAGUGUGAUUCCCCAUCGGGCGCGCAAACUGUGUUGUAAAUCGUACACCCAAUCCUCUCCUUUGUUGAAUAAUGCCUUUGUGCUAGUACACGACAGUAGAAGAAGAGGAAACAAGAGGGGUAUAGUAUGAUGAAUGUUCGGCUCUUGGAAAAAAGAGCCCAUGAAGAAUUGCGCCUUGGGGAUAUCGAUCCGUCCAUGAUGUUGCUGAUGAUGUUGUAAAAUGAUGAUAGAAACCUCCAAAAAAAUAAUAGCCCGUCACUCCAA
This is a messenger RNA of Pseudovirgaria hyperparasitica, 1044 nucleotides long. RefSeq lists its product as uncharacterized. The record is from RefSeq and is a predicted model, not a curated record. Bases 296 to 910 code for a protein of 204 amino acids. The transcript has a single exon. NCBI's taxonomy places the organism in Eukaryota, Fungi, Ascomycota, Dothideomycetes, Acrospermales, Acrospermaceae.